AUGACUACAAUGAAUAAUAAUGAUCGAUCAAACCAUUGCCAUCAUCUCUUCUGGCUACUUUUUUUCGUAGCGAAUGCUACCUGCAUUAAUGGUCUUGCGAACAAUGAAGGUACAAAUUCAACAUCAGUAUUCUUUCGAUGGUCUGGAGGAUUUGGUCGAAAUUUUCAAGAAACUCGUUGUGCUACCGAUCAAUCAUCAGAAGAUCCUUCUAAUAAUCUUCCUGAUGUCUAUCCUGAAAUGCGAGAUGCUGUGUACUUUCCCCCUGCUAAUAAUGGCAGCCGAGGAAACCGUUGUCCAAGCAAUUCUUCUGUGUUUGUCUACAAUUCACAAACACGUCGUGUUCAUCUUGUGAGUAAUCAGCACUGCAUUGUUGUCAACGAAAAAUCGUAUCAUUAUCUUGCAACUAAAGAUUAUCCAACUGUCAAUUACUUGAAAUCAAUUGCUUGUAACCGUGCCGCAACAGACGCGGAAAUGAGUUAUCGUAUUUGGGGCAGUGAAUUUCGUUUGAUUCGCGAUGACAGCAAUAAGAAAAAGCUUGUUCUUCAAUUUAUUUCGCCGGUAGAUGGACAUGAAUACACAAUAUAUAUCCGCGGCGACAUACUCAUUGCAGUUGACAGCAAUGAUGAAGUUCGAAAAGUGCUAGAUCAAUUACGAGAACCAACUUUAGAGAUUAUUGAAGAUAUUACAGAUCAAUGGUAA
Messenger RNA from Adineta ricciae, 699 nucleotides. Lineage: Eukaryota; Metazoa; Rotifera; Eurotatoria; Adinetida; Adinetidae. The record is from the annotation of a GenBank genome assembly.